This is a messenger RNA of Botrytis porri, 255 nucleotides long. RefSeq lists its product as uncharacterized. The record is from RefSeq and is a predicted model, not a curated record. Lineage: Eukaryota; Fungi; Ascomycota; Leotiomycetes; Helotiales; Sclerotiniaceae. The transcript has 2 exons. Bases 1 to 255 code for a protein of 84 amino acids.
AUGGGUGUGUGUGAAUUCAGUCAAUGGAAGGGGAUAUUGUAUCUUCCUCUCAUCUCAUCUAAACAUCUGAACCGACUAGCCACCCCCCCUCCAAAAAGAUUCAACACAACAUAUUCCAACGGAGUGGUAAUUCCUACGCUUCAGAAAUCAAUGGUAUGUACAGUUAGUAAUGCAGGUCUUUCAAAAUCAAACAGAAUGGAAGAUAAUGGCGGGGUAAGGGAUCGAGGUUGGGGUCAUGUGUGGUCAUUCUGGUGA